AUGACUCUGGGGUGGAUCAGGACUCUGGGGUUGGGUCUGGGGUGGAUCAGGAUUCUGGGGGUGGUUCUGGGGGUGGAUCAGGACUCUGGGGUGGAUCAGGACUCUGGGGUUGGGUCUGGGGGUGGAUCAGGACUCUGGGGGUGGUUCUGGGGGUGGAUCAGGACUCUGGGGUGGAUCAGGACUCUGGGGUUGGGUCUGGGGUGGAUCAGGACUCUGGGGUUGGGUCUGGGGUGGAUCAGGAUUCUGGGGGUGGUUCUGGGGGUGGAUCAGGACUCUGGGGUGGAUCAGGACUCUGGGGUUGGGUCUGGGGGUGGAUCAGGACUCUGGGGGUGGUUCUGGGGGUGGAUCAGGACUCUGGGGGUGAUUGCUGCGUCCUGUGUAGAGGACUCACGCUGA
Messenger RNA from Knipowitschia caucasica, 396 nucleotides. The record is from the annotation of a GenBank genome assembly. NCBI's taxonomy places the organism in Eukaryota, Metazoa, Chordata, Actinopteri, Gobiiformes, Gobiidae.